AUGGCGAUCACCGGCGGCCAGCUAGAAAACAACAUUUCUCCGGCCAACCCAGCCGUCAGACUCUCCUCUGGAGGAUGGAAAUCGGCGAGGCUUAUUAUCUUUGUAGAAAUGGCAGAGCAUUUCGCGUAUUACGGGGUAUCGUCGAACCUCAUAACAUACCUCACGGGACCAUUGGGACAGUCAACGGCUACAGCUGCAGCGAAUGUCAACGCCUGGAGUGGAACGGUGUCGUUUUUACCACUUCUCUGGGGCUUCAUCGCUGACUCGUUUCUUGGCCGGUUUUGUACCAUCCUAAUCGCAUCUUGUCUCUAUAUCUUGGGACUUGGGUUGCUAUCAUUUUCAUCCAUGAUUCCUUCUAACUGCGAAACUCCGAAUCAACUCGUCUCAUGUGCUUCUCAGCUCCAAGUGACUCUUUUCUUUUGCUCUCUGUAUAUUAUAGCCGUAGGACAAAGCGGUUACAAACCUUGUAUUAAGGUAUUUGGAGCUGAUCAGUUCGAUGGAAAUGAUCCAACAGAGGCAAAAGCCAAGAGUUCUUACUUUAACUGGAUGAUGUUUGGAAUCUGUAUUAGUAUAUUGACCUCUCGUUUGGUCUCUAAUUACAUCCAAGAGAAUCUAAGUUGGUCAUUAGGGUUUGGUAUUCCAAGUGUUUUCAUGCUACUUUCUCUGUUUCUGUUCCUCCUUGGAAUUAAGAGUUAUCGUUAUAGCGAUGCAAGAGGAGUAAGUAAAAACCCUUUUGCUAGAAUAUUUCAUGUUUUCGUGGAGGCAAUAAAGAACAAGAGACAACCAGAUUUAGAUAAAUAUAACACCAACGAAACACUCCUUCUUCUACCUCAUCAAAAUUCAAAACAAUGGAGGUUCCUUGACAGAGCAGCUAUUUCCUGUGAUAUCGUUGAAAUUGAGGAAGCGAAAGCAGUUCUUAGGCUUGUUCCAAUAUGGAUGACUUGUUUAGUCUAUGCCAUUGUAUAUGCACAAUCCAAUACUUUCUUCACAAAACAAGGAGCCACAAUGGACAGGUCAAUCUCACCAGGACUCUUAGUCCCUGCAGCUACACUCCAUUGCUUUGUAAGCCUAACAAUUGUCAUCUUCAUCCCAAUCUACGACCGUCUACUCAUCCCAAUCGCAAGAUCCUUCACUCAAAACCCAUUAGGAAUAACACAGCUUCAAAGGAUUGGCACUGGGAUUUUCCUUUACAUUCUUGCUAUGAUAGUAGCCGCUUUGGUCGAGACAAAAAGACUCCAAGCCGCUAGGGAUGAUAUCACAAUACUGAUGAGCGUUUGGUGGUUGGUUCCGCAGUAUGUUCUCUAUGGAGUCGCGGACGUGUUCACAUUGGUUGGUUUGCAAGAGUUCUUCUACGAUCAGGUCCCUAAUGAGCUUAGGAGCAUCGGUAUGGCUUUGAACCUAAGCAUUUUUGGGGUCGGCAGCUUUCUGAGCAGCCUCAUGAUAUCAGUUAUCGAUAAGGUCACAAGCCACUCUGGCCAAACGAGCUGGUUCGAUAAUGACCUGAACAAGGCUCAUCUAGAUUACUUUUACUGGCUACUGGCUUGUCUUAGCUCCAUUGGUUUAGCCUCCUACUUGUGGUUUGCCAAGUCAUAUGUCUAA
This is a messenger RNA of Microthlaspi erraticum, 1599 nucleotides long. The record is from the annotation of a GenBank genome assembly. NCBI's taxonomy places the organism in Eukaryota, Viridiplantae, Streptophyta, Magnoliopsida, Brassicales, Brassicaceae.